CUUCAUCUCACGACGGCCACAGCCCGCCUUUGCAAUUGCCUCUCGCACUCACAUCUCUGAAACUGGCCGCCCUUGCAAACCUCUCGAGACCUUGUUCUCGCCCCCAGCUUUGGAGAAGGCUAUUCACUAAACAUCGGCCAUCUGCCUCUUACACCCCAUUCUCGACGUGUAUAAGGAACCGAGACUGCACAAGACUGCUCACACGACCUCAAUUUUCGAAAGCCUACUUUAAGCUAGCUUUAGGUAGUGUUACUUCGACAAGAGUACAGGUUCGGUUUUGCUCUGUGGAGUCGAAUAGUAGCCUUGCAAUCAUGGCGACGGACCGAGACGUUCUACCAAGCUGGGUCAAGCCCUCACACUAUUCCCUAUCCCUCCAUGACCUCGAGUUUGGCGGAAACUUCACCUACCAGGGAGCCGCCGAGAUCAACGUCGACAUUCAGAAUGGGGCUAACCAGUGGACUGAAAUUGUGCUCAACGCCUUCCAGCUCAAGAUUCAUAGUGCGGAGCUGAAGCUUGGCCACGUGGAGAAGGAUGUACCCCCACGACAGGCGAAGAAUAUCACGUAUGACGAGAAGCGUCAGCGUGUUACACUGGGCUUUGGGGAUGAGACAGAUCUGAUUCAAUAUUCUGGGGAAGGUGUUCUUACAGUCAAAUUUGAGGGCGUUAUGAACAAUGUCAUGGCUGGCUUCUACCGCUCCAAGUAUAAGCCCAAAGGCGAAGUCCCAGCAUCAGUCGCUCGUGACGAUGAAUUUCACUACAUGUUCAGCACCCAAUUCGAGUCCUGCGAUGCACGCCGAGCUUUUCCUUGCUUCGACGAACCGAACCUCAAGGCUACGUUCGAUGUUCUGUUGGAGGUGCCCGAGGACCAGGUCGCGCUCAGCAAUAUGCCCGAGAAGGAGGUUAGGCCGAGUAGCAAAUCUGGCUUUAAGACCGUGUUGUUUGACCGUACGCCCAUCAUGUCUACGUACCUUCUGGCUUGGGCUAUUGGAGAUUUCGAGUAUGUCGAAGCUUUUACCAAGAGGAAAUAUAAUGGGAAGAGCCUGCCUGUAAGGGUGUAUACUACGCGAGGGUUGAAGCAGCAGGGGGAGUUUGCGUUGGAGAAUUGCCAUCAGGUCGUUGACUAUUUCUCCGAGGUCUUCCAAAUCGACUAUCCUCUCCCUAAGGUCGAUCUGCUCGCUGUUCACGAAUUUUCACACGGUGCCAUGGAGAAUUGGGGUCUCAUUACCUACCGAACCACGGCCGUGCUCUUCGACCCAAACACUUCAGCAGACAGUUAUCGAAACCGGGUCGCAUAUGUUGUGGCGCAUGAACUUGCCCAUCAAUGGUUCGGCAAUCUCGUUACUAUGGACUGGUGGAGUGAACUCUGGCUCAACGAGGGCUUUGCUACGUGGGUCGGAUGGUUCGCAAUUGACCAUCUCUAUCCUGAAUGGAAUGUCUGGGGACAGUUUGUUACCGAAUCCGUUCAAACAGCCUUCCAAUUCGACGCUCUACGUACAUCCCACCCAAUUGAAGUGCCCGUAUAUGACGGGCUUGAGGUCGACCAAAUCUUUGACCAUAUCAGCUACCUCAAGGGCAGUUCCGUCAUCCGCAUGCUUAGCGCUCACAUUGGAGAAAAGGUAUUCCUCCAGGGUGUGGCAGACUAUCUUAAAGCGCACCAGUACAAGAAUGCCACGACGAAUGACCUCUGGUCUGCUCUGAGCAAGGCAUCCGGUCAGGACAUCAACAGUUUCAUGGACUUCUGGAUCCGGAAGAUCGGUUUCCCAGUCGUUACCGUUGCUGAGGAGCCUGGACAGAUCAGCAUUCGCCAGCAGCGCUUCCUGCUGACCGGUGACGCCAAGCCCGAAGAAGACGAGACCGUCUGGUGGAUUCCUCUGGGCUUGAAGACUGGAUCAUCUGCUUCUGCAGCAGCGGUGCAUAAGAUCCGGGCGCUUACUCAAAAGGAAGAUACCAUUCGUGAUAUUGAUGACUCGUUCUAUCAGAUCAACAAAGAUCUCACGGGAUUCUACAGGACAAACUACCCCUCAAAGCGCCUCUUAAAGCUUGGUGAAGCCAAGGAUUAUUUGAGUGUUCAAGACAAGAUUGGGCUUGUCGGAGAUGCGUAUGCCAAUGCAGUCGCUGGUUAUGGUUCUACGACAGGCUUGCUCGCUCUUCUGAAACCAUUCCACAACGAAUCUGAGUAUCUGGUCUGGUCUCAAAUUACUACGACCAUGGGUAAUGUUCGCAAUGUAUUCUCCGACGUCGAGGAUAUUAGCGCUGGUUUGAAGAAAUUCACUCUCGAACUUGUCUCACCCGCCGUCGAAGAAAUCGGCUGGGAGUUCAAAGACGGCGAAAGCUACCUCACAGGCCAAAAGCGCGCAGCACUCAUCGCAACCGCCGGCCUUCUUGGGCACCCCGCAACUGUUGCGGAAGCCCAGAAACGGUUCGACCUCCACAUCUCCGGCAAAGACACCAACGCCAUCAACCCAUCUCUUCGUCGAGCCAUUUUCUCAACUGCAGUAAAGAAUGGUGGCGAGACAGCUUACAACGCUGUUAAAAACGAGUAUUUCAACGCAACAUCAAUCGACGGCAAAGAAAUCUGUCUCCAAUCUCUCGGACGCGUACAAGACCCUGCACUCGCACGCGACUUCCUCUCCUUCAUCUUCUCAGACAAAGUUGCCAUGCAAGACAAGCACUCUGGCACCAUCGCGCUCUCCUCAAACUCCACAGUCCGUAUUGAAGUCUGGCACUUUAUCCGCGAUAACUGGGACUUGGUGUUCAAGACUCUGUCCGGGAAUAUGGUGGUUUUGGAACGGUUUUUAAGGUUCGGGUUGAACAAGUAUGCCGAUGAGCAGGUGGCGGAUGAGAUUAAGGGCUUUUUUGAGAGGGAAGGCAUGGAGACUAGGGGAUUUGAUAAAGGAUUGGCGGUUAUCGAUGAUACAAUUAGGGGACAUGCGAAGUUCAGGGUUAGGGAUGAGAAAGUGGUUAGGGAGUGGCUGGGGGCGAACGGGUAUCUAAGGUGACGGUGUGGGGAGGUGAAGGGGAGGUUGUGAUAAGUGCUAGGCGUAGGAGGAUGAAGAGAAGAUCCAGGAUGGUUGGAGGAAGAUGAAGAAGUCUCUGUGUGAUGUGUGAGUAUGUGUGUGGUAUGAUGUGACUCCGGUCUGGCGAUGAGAAGACAGCAAUGGAAAAGCGGAUUCAUGCCCAGAAUUUUGAAAAGAGUUUGUGCGGUGAUAUAUUGCUAGUGGUGCAUGGGGAGAUGUGAUAAAAUCCCAUGUGUUGUUGCUCUGUGGCGUUGAUAAUGGUGGCUGUGAGACCUGGACCUUCGGAGAUUAGGUACAAGAAUAAAAGUGACGCAUGGCUCUAUGGCAC
Messenger RNA from Lindgomyces ingoldianus, 3345 nucleotides. RefSeq lists its product as uncharacterized. The coding region runs from base 312 to 2999 and encodes 895 amino acids. Gene Ontology annotation, molecular function: metalloaminopeptidase activity; zinc ion binding; peptide binding. Gene Ontology annotation, cellular component: cytoplasm. Gene Ontology annotation, biological process: peptide catabolic process; proteolysis. The record is from RefSeq and is a predicted model, not a curated record. The transcript has 10 exons. Lineage: Eukaryota; Fungi; Ascomycota; Dothideomycetes; Pleosporales; Lindgomycetaceae.